Molecule: messenger RNA, 222 nt
Organism: Strongylus vulgaris
Lineage: Eukaryota; Metazoa; Nematoda; Chromadorea; Rhabditida; Strongylidae
Source: the annotation of a GenBank genome assembly
AUGGGGAGCUUAUGUGUGACUGAAACGGUAGUGAAGAUUGUAACAUGUCCGCAGCCGUGCCUUCCACCAUGUCUACCGCCGUGUCCAUCAGUACCUUCUCGGCUACCUCUUCCUCCACCUUUAAUUCCACCUCCAGUUCCUCCUCCUCCAAUACCACCUCCACCUCCACCUCCACCACCUCAACUACCGACUAUGGUUUGUUGCUGUGGAAUGAUUUGUUGA